This is a messenger RNA of Symsagittifera roscoffensis, 3654 nucleotides long. Its product is annotated as potassium voltage-gated channel subfamily A member 1-like. The transcript is spliced from 5 exons. The record is from RefSeq and is a predicted model, not a curated record. Gene Ontology annotation, cellular component: voltage-gated potassium channel complex; membrane. The coding region runs from base 1013 to 2950 and encodes 645 amino acids. Gene Ontology annotation, biological process: potassium ion transmembrane transport; protein homooligomerization. NCBI's taxonomy places the organism in Eukaryota, Metazoa, Xenacoelomorpha, Acoela, Convolutidae. Gene Ontology annotation, molecular function: protein binding; delayed rectifier potassium channel activity.
AUUUGUAGAUUGUAGAAUGCUUGCAGUCAAGACUGGAUUUGAUCAUCUUAUUACCCACAACACAUACCGAUUGAAUCUUCCACACAAUGUUGCACAUACUCACCUUUAGGGCUCGAGCUGACUUGCAGUUAAUUGACAUAUUUAGCUCACCCACAUCACAUCACAGCCACAACAAACAAUAACCACAACAACAACCACACACAACUCAACUGAGCACACACCACAAUACAGCAGCCAACCCCAGCCACCCAACCCGCAUUCAACAUUUCUUUUCUCUUUUCUUUUCAUCCAUCGCCCCAACUAACAAUCGCUUACCAACUUCAACUGAACUCAAUCAGCAACCAACCAACCAACCCGCGUGCCUCAUCAGCGUCACAACAGGAACAGGACAGGACAGACCCGCUCUAGUCCGCCAACGCCAUGCCACGCCACAUCACAAAGCAAUAAUUUAUACACCGAGUUAAGCAAAUAAAUAUGGUCACUUCUGAGUUUUAUCGACUUCUCCAUACCCAUCGCAGUCAAAUGAGACCAGCCUCAGCCUCAGCAGCAGCACUACAGCAGAGCUAGUCAACAAUCUCUAACUCAGUCACUGCUGCCGUGGCAAGGAAACUAGAAGUAGAUGGCAAUUGACAAGGCGUCUUGUUGCUCCCUCUCUCUCGCUAUUUGGUGCUUAAAUGACCAAUUCGAUUGGCUCCCUCCUCAGUCAUAAAGUGCAGUAGUCACUAUAUGGCCCAAUUGCUUCUUCAAAACACAACAUAACAUAACACAGCAGCAGUUUCUAUCUAUCAAAUUGAAAAGUGAAAAAGAAGGACUUUGAUCCAAAUACCAAGGGCGUUCAGGAGCUCCUAUAGCUAGAGCAGUUGAAUUCAUUUUAAUUUACAAACAAUUACUUGUAUACAGUUGAAGAGACCAUUAAAAUGAAUCCACGCUGCCUUCAAACUCUGAGAAUGUGUUGCUCUGCUGUUUAGAGUGUGAGUGGGCUAGCUAGUAGGCAGCAGCAGCAGCAGCAGUCAUGAUGGAAGUGGCCAUGGCAGGUGCUCCAGGUUAUUACGAGCCGAGUAACUUGAGAGGAUACAAAAGCAACCACAGACGCAAGCUUACACCGAAUGCCAAUGCGGCCAACCACAACCACCCCACAGAAACACAUAUGAUGUCAUCAGACCCUCCUAGGACUAACAACUUCAAUUCCAUGCCCCCCAACCCCAACUUCUCAUCGCACCCCACUCCUAGCACAGAUAAACGGUUACUACUGCACGACCGCAUUGUCAUCAACGUCAGUGGCCUAAUCUUUGAGACUCAGGACUCCACCCUUUUACAGUACCCGGACACCUUACUGGGCAACAGGAACAAAAGGCGCAAGUAUUUUGAUGCGGCCAGAAACCAAUACUUUUUCGACCGGAGUAGACCUUCAUUUGACGCUAUUUUAUACUAUUACCAAAGUGGAGGUCGCUUGAAACGACCGGCAAACGUACCGGUGGAAAUCUUUCUGGAAGAGAUCAGGUUCUACGAGCUAGGAGACGAGGCUAUAAUGAAGUUUCGCGAUGACGAAGGCUUCACACAUGAAACAGAGAAGCCGAUGCCUAAGAGUGCGACUCUGAAGAGAGUGUGGCUGCUGUUCGAGUAUCCAGAGAGCAGCGGACUUGCUAGAAUGGUGGCCAUUUUAUCCGUAACUAUAAUACUGUUAUCAAUUGUCAUUUUUUGCCUUGAAACGAUGCCUGAAUUCAAAGCCUACAAAGAACAAGCUCAGUAUAACAACCCUUUCUUCAUAAUCGAGACCAUAUGCGUCAUCUGGUUCACUUUGGAACUCAUCUGCAGAUUCAGUUCCAGCCCAUGCAAAUGGGCUUUCGUCAAAGACUUGAUGAAUGCCUUUGACUUAGUGGCCAUCCUUCCCUACUUCGUAGAAAAUUUCUCAAAAAUUGUGGGAAGCGAACAGGAAAACAGCAAAACCAUGUCGCUCGCUAUCAUCCGAGUUAUCAGGCUUGUGCGUGUCUUCAGAAUUUUUAAACUAUCCCGACAUUCGACAGGUUUGCAAAUUUUGGGAAGAACAUUACGCGCCUCAAUGCGGGAAUUGGGUUUACUCAUUUUCUUUCUGGGAAUUGGCGUUGUUGUGUUUUCAAGUGCAGUUUACUUUGCCGAAGUGGACUCAGAUGUCUCCAAUUUCAGUUCGAUUCCGGAUGCCUUUUGGUGGGCAGUUGUAACUAUGACCACAGUUGGGUAUGGAGACAUUUUGCCGCGCACCUUUGCGGGAAAACUGGUUGGGUCACUUUGUGCAAUAGCUGGUGUGCUGACCAUAGCUCUGCCAGUACCUGUGAUUGUGUCCAAUUUCAACUACUUCUACCACCGGGAGCAAGAAGACGAAGAUCCGGAUCAGUACAAACACGUAUCCAGCGAGCAAACUGUGCCUCCAUCUAGCCAACAAUUUCCUCCUAAUCCAAAUGUAGUUCUGUCGCCAGAACAAGCAGAAUAUGAUAUGCCUUUAGAACGUUCCCGCAACUCAAAUCUAUCGCCCAACUUAUAUCACAAUGAGGCGACUCCGUCGUCGCUCAGACAGGUCAAUUCCCAAUCAGGUGCUAACUUGCUGCUAUCCGAACCAAACCAGUCCUCGCCCGGCUCCAAAAGGAAAAGCAGCGCCGGCUCAUCCGUGGACUUCCUCCCAGAUCCGAUGAAAGAUCUCACAGCACCCAAAGUGUCCAGCGGCACUGGCCCUGGAGCUUCUUCCACUACAGUCUUGCCGAACUCAACGGGCCAGGGGGGUCGCAAAGUGUCGUGGAAUUCGGGUGCGGCGCCUACGAUCUCGGGAUUAGGGCGGAGGGUGUCUCUAGUUCAGCCAAAAGUAUCGCCAGCAACAAAUAACGUCGAUCCAGGCAGCGCAAUCCGAGACCGCGAUGCAGGGAAGAGGAUAACUAACGCCACCUCAGCUCCUCCGACUAGGACCGAGACUGAUGUUUGAUAUCCUGGUUAAGACGGACCAAUAUUGAAGAAAUUUGAGCCAGCUGCCUUCACACGAUUUUCGUUUCCAAUAGGGAAGCUCCAGUUAAGAAAGAGCGGGAGAGUGGAGAUAUAAAGUAGCAGCAGCUGCAGGCAGCUCAACUGUCAAUCACUCGCACCAGUCAGUCAGUCCUUAGUUGACAUUCUUCUAACAUGACCUUCUAUACAUCUGCCGCCGUCACUGGGCUUCGAAAUUGUGGGUCGCGAUUGGCUUUGUACAUUUCAAGCCAAGCUCUUGGUUUGCACCCUGCGCCGGUGGUAGAUGGAGGAGAUACUCACAUCCUCGGAAGAUCAUCAGAGCAUAAAUCAGGUACAGGACCUCACAGCUGAGAAGGGAGGAAUCCUAAUUGGGUAUCGUGUGGCAAUUGCAGAAACAGGAAAUAUCUGGGCGCCAGCCGUCAAUUCUCGAGUAUGCGAUUUGGCCCUAGUGUUGAGCGCAUCAAACUAGUCGGUGUCUCUUAACAGUGGGAAAAAUCUGCAGAGGUGCAAUUAUCAUUAUCUUGCCUUUUAUAACUUAACUGCUUGCUUCUGCACUUGCUGAACUGCUUGCUUCUAAACUUGCUAAUUAGUGAAAUAGGCGAAUCACGCUUAAAAAGGAACGAAUGAUGGAACAUGAUUUUCGCUGUUCAGAAUUGACAAGUCGAAUCAAGAACUAAUUUAACCGAG